This is a messenger RNA of Neopsephotus bourkii (Bourke's parrot), 1569 nucleotides long. It is a transcript of the gene FAM110D, whose product is annotated as family with sequence similarity 110 member D. The coding region runs from base 284 to 1234 and encodes 316 amino acids. The record is from RefSeq and is a predicted model, not a curated record. The transcript is spliced from 3 exons. NCBI's taxonomy places the organism in Eukaryota, Metazoa, Chordata, Aves, Psittaciformes, Psittacidae.
CUCCUGCCUGCUCUGGGCUCAGUUUGCUGUGGCCGGCAGAGGGGCAGGAGCCCAACGAGCAGAGAGCAUCCACACAUCCCAUCCCUGCAUCCCUGUGGUGGCUCAGGAGCUGAGCAAGAACAGAGCAUCCUACAUCCCAUCCCUGCAUCCCUGUGUGGGCUCAGGGCCUAAUCCAGGAGCCAAGCGAAGCUUCGGGAGCCUCCCCAUCCGCAGCACCGGACCCCUCCUCAGCCACUCGAGGGGGAACAGAGCAACCGGGGUUCACACUCAAGGGCUGGGGGCGAUGGUGCCCCCGGGCAGCCCCCCUCUUGCUGCCUGCGCCUCCAGCAGCCUGCGCCUCGUGGUUCCCGGCCGCGGCUCCCCCCUGGCCCGGCUGAACCGGAGCCCCGGGUGGCCGCGGGAGCCGGGGGGCGGCGGGGCCCGGACGUGCAGCGCCGUGGAGCGGCUGGAGGCCGACAAGGCCAAGUACGUGAAGUCCCUGCAGGUCAUCAACCGGCGGCAGGAGCCGGCGCUGCGGAGCCGCUCGCCCUGGCUCUCCCCCGGAGCCCAGCGCGCCCUCGCCCGCCAGCAGCGGCACGAGUUGUGCCAGAGCCCGGUGCUGGGACCCGAGGCCCUCCUCAUCCAGCGGCAGGGACGGGACUGCCCGGACGGGGACAAGGAGAACGCCGAGGGCUCCGCGCUGCCGCGACCGCUCUGCCAGGGCCCCCGCAGGGACAAACGCCCCGGGUCGUCCCCGGCCAUGGGGGUGGGCGAGGGGCCGCCGGCUCCCCAGAGCCCCGGGACCCCCGUGCCGUGGGUGCCCGCAGAGGAGGAGGAGGAGGAGGCGGCGAGGACGCCGGGUGCCGGCAGCGCUGGCAUCGUGGCUCUGCCCGGCGGCUCCGUGGCGCAGCCCCCAGGGAAGCCGGCGCUGGGUCUGCGCCUGUCGCUGCCGCUCUCGGAGCAGGAGCGGUUCUUCAACUGCUGCGGGCUGGACCGGGCGCUGGUGGAGCUGCUGGGCCGGGAGAGGUUCGUGCCCGCGGGCUGGGACAACGCCCGGGCUCAGCUCCACGGCUCCUGCGAGUCGGAGCCCGGGCAGGCCUCGGCGGGCAGCGAUGGGGAGGUGGGAGCGGGUGAGGAGGAGCCGGAUGCUCGGCUGGGCUCUGCCGUCUCGGUGGUGGAGCGCAACGCCCGCAUCAUCAAGUGGCUCUACGACUGCCAGCGAGCGGGGGUGGCGGCCCAGGGGCCCGCUCUCUAAGUGGAGGUAGCCCCGGUGAUGUCCCCGUUCUGGUGCUACGGAGCCGUUGGCUGAGAGGGCCGCCAGGUCUACCCAGGACCAGGGAUGAGAGCACCGAGGGCAGGUGGGAAAGGGGCUCCCCUGGGGGAGUCUCUCCUUGUCCGCAGGGCUGGCAGGCUGCUGCCGCCGUGCCUGACCCAGCUCCAUCCUCCCUGUCUCCGCUCAUGCCCUGCACCAACUGGAAGCUAUGGGGUGGGCAGAGCCCGAGCCCCCCACUGCAGGCAGUGCCCACCCCGCAGCAAACUGGCUGCUGGGGCCGGAGCAGCGCUCAAUAAACCUGGCUCUGUUUUUAUAGG